Molecule: messenger RNA, 2609 nt
Organism: Suricata suricatta (meerkat)
Lineage: Eukaryota; Metazoa; Chordata; Mammalia; Carnivora; Herpestidae
Gene: ADSS2
Product: adenylosuccinate synthase 2
Exons: 13
Coding region: 121-1491 (456 amino acids)
Biological process (GO): IMP metabolic process; 'de novo' AMP biosynthetic process
Cellular component (GO): cytoplasm
Molecular function (GO): adenylosuccinate synthase activity; GTP binding
Source: RefSeq, a predicted model, not a curated record
GGGGGCGGGGCCGGCCUCUGGCUCGUUCUUCCUCCGCAUGUGGCUGGCGGCCGCAGAGCGCUUCAGUUCGCGCACUCUUCGCCGCCCGCGCCUCCUUUGGGCUCUCGCGUCACCGGAGCCAUGGCGUUCGCCGAGACCCACCCGGCGGCAUCCUCCCUGCCCAACGGCAAUUGCGGCCGCCCCGGGGCGCGGCCCGGGGGGAACCGGGUGACAGUGGUGCUGGGCGCGCAGUGGGGCGACGAAGGCAAAGGCAAGGUGGUGGAUCUCCUGGCGCAGGACGCCGACAUCGUGUGUCGCUGCCAGGGAGGAAAUAAUGCCGGCCACACAGUUGUUGUAGAUUCUGUGGAAUAUGAUUUUCAUCUUUUACCCAGUGGAAUAAUUAAUCCAAAUGUUACCGCAUUCAUUGGAAAUGGUGUGGUAAUUCAUCUACCCGGAUUAUUUGAGGAAGCAGAGAAAAAUGUCCAAAAAGGAAAAGGUCUGGAAGGCUGGGAAAAAAGGCUUAUCAUAUCUGACAGAGCUCAUAUUGUGUUCGACUUUCAUCAAGCUGCCGACGGCAUCCAGGAGCAGCAGAGGCAGGAACAAGCAGGAAAGAACUUGGGGACCACAAAGAAGGGCAUUGGCCCAGUUUAUUCUUCCAAAGCUGCUCGGAGUGGACUGCGAAUGUGCGAUCUUGUUUCUGACUUCGAGGGCUUCUCUGAGAGGUUCAAAGUUCUGGCUAACCAGUACAAAUCUAUAUACCCCACUUUGGAAAUCGACAUUGAAGGGGAAUUACAAAAACUCAAGGGUUAUAUGGAAAGAAUUAAGCCAAUGGUGAGAGAUGGAGUGUAUUUCCUCUACGAAGCGCUCCAUGGACCACCAAAGAAAAUCUUGGUAGAAGGUGCUAAUGCAGCCCUACUAGAUAUUGAUUUUGGAACUUAUCCUUUCGUGACGUCUUCAAACUGUACGGUUGGAGGGGUCUGUACCGGGCUGGGGAUGCCCCCUCAAAAUGUUGGAGAAGUGUACGGGGUCGUGAAAGCCUACACGACUCGGGUUGGCAUUGGUGCUUUCCCUACAGAGCAGGACAACGAAAUUGGAGAAUUACUACAAACAAGAGGUCGGGAGUUUGGGGUAACCACUGGAAGGAAAAGAAGGUGUGGCUGGCUGGACCUCGUUUUGCUCAAAUAUGCUCAUAUGAUUAAUGGAUUUACGGCGUUGGCACUUACCAAACUGGAUAUUUUGGACAUGUUUACGGAAAUCAAAGUCGGAGUUGCUUACAAGCUAGAUGGUGAAAUCAUACCUCAUUUCCCAGCAAACCAAGAAGUCUUAAAUAAAGUCGAAGUUCAAUACAAGACUCUCCCAGGUUGGAACACAGACAUAUCAAAUGCAAGGACAUUUAAAGAACUACCUGUUAAUGCACAAAAUUACGUUCGAUUUAUUGAAGACGAGCUUCAAAUUCCAGUUAAAUGGAUCGGUGUAGGCAAAUCCAGAGAAUCUAUGAUUCAACUCUUUUAAGGAUCUCCAGGGACACAAGAAACAAACACUCCUUCAAAGGGAGGUGGGGAGAGGACUUUCUUAACUAUUUCAUUUCUGAUCUGCAAAUUUCAAGAGUAAAGACAUUGGAGUGAUUUUCAAGAAUAAAGACAUUGGAGUGAGUUUCAAGCCCUACAGCUGUUUCCAGUCAUUUAAGGCGGCUGGCUGGUGUGGAGAGAAACUUGGGUGUGGUCCAGCGUCCGCUGCCUUCACUGGCAGAAUCACCAAGUCACGUUUUCCUCCUCGUGGUGCCACGUUUUCCUUCAGAGUUUAGUCCUAGUAUGAUCCACGUCGUUCGAAAUCUAAGAGAAUUCCUUCCAGUGUAGUUUCUCUUCAUUAUUGUCAUUGUGCGUUGUUAGGUUUUACCUCUAUUAAAUGGUAAGAACAAUUAAUGCAGUUUUGCACAAAUAAUUCUACAUUCUAGUCAUCCACUUUGUCGUUGUAAUCUUUGCUGUCAGAAAACAAUGAUGGAAAGAAGGGUUCUUCUGUAAACGUUCGUAAUGCUAUAAACUGUUUAACUUGUAAACUGUUCAGUUUCCGCUGAGACCAUUGCAAAGUCGAGCUUUGGCAGGGGGGAGGGGGCUAUAUUCGUGUGUCCUUUAAUUUGUACAGAACACAAAACUUAUUUCUCUCUGUAAAUUAUUUCAUACAUUGGACAUUUAAUUAUGUUUGGAGAAAGGCAUUCCUUAAGACAACAAUCUUAAUGUUAAAAAAAUUAGUCAUUAAAAGAUCGUUGUGCUAAUUGGUGGAUACUUUUCUUUAAUUUCAGGCAUUAACUCUGAAAUGUAUAGCUAUCGCCUUUUAUCUUCCCAUUAUUUAUAAAUCUAGUGGAUUGAUUUUUCAACAUUGUGCCUGCUGAUUUGCCUACAAAAUCAACUAUAAGUGUCCAAAUGAAUUCAAAUUGUUGCUCAUAAUUUUGGCCAUGCCUUUAUUUUUCUUUUUUGGGAGAAAAAGAGGUGUUGUUUUGACAGUUAGGCUUCACAUAGUGUGUUGUAGAUUAUCCUUUGAUGAACUAUUUUAAAUGUUUAAAUUAGGUGCCACUUAAAUUUAUUUUACUAUACCAUCAAUAGCUGAUUAAAAUGAACCAAAUGUUUCUAGUA